AUGGAGCUCGAGGUGUGGCUUGUCUAUGGGUGGGCCACCCUGGUGGAUGUCCUCACCCAAGUUUGGUACAAGCUCUGUCCACCCAGUCAACCCACGGCCACGUGCACCACAGUGACGCCGGCUUUCAUGCGCCGGCUCCUCAAUCUCGAUCCCACGGCCCCCUUGACCGUGGAGCAAGGCGCCCUCAGUGAGAAUCGCGGCCUCUCCAACAACAUGCAGUCCAUUGAUGUCCAGAUUGAUGGCGUUCAACAUCGAUUCAUGCUCAAGAGCAACAUGGUCGGACAACGCCGCGUGCGAGCCAUGGGCAUCUUCUUCAACGUGACCCGUGAAUCGCGAGCCUACACGUUUCUUGAGCAGCGCAACAUGGACCUGUCCCCAAAAAUGAUCUAUGCCAAUGCCAGUGCCUGGACGGGCAGCUCAUGCAUUAUUAUGGAGCGCUUGGGCCCCGAUGGCAUCUGCGGCGUCAACAUGUACUUUGGCAACCAGUGCUGGGGUGUGCCCCCCUUUGCCCCCGGCGCCGAGCGGCCUUACGAUCAGGUGGCGCGCGCUGUCAUGGAAGCCCAAGCACGACUCCAUGCAAGUGACUGGUGCAACCCCGCCCUUUUGCAUGGCAGCGAAUUCAGCUGGCUCAAAAGCCAGGGCUGGUACACGGGCCACGGCCGCAGUCAGUGGCAGGCUGGCUUUGAGGCCACCGCCAACUCAUGGCAGCGCAUCCGCAAGGACCUAGCCAACAGCGGUACCAAGUGGGAUCCCAAACUUGUCGCAUUGAUUGACGCGUCCAUGGCUGCCACCACCUGGGACAGCGUUCAAGCUUUCCUGCGCGGUGCGGGUGGCCAAGUCUUCUCCAUCGUGCACGGUGACUGCCACGCCUCCAACAUGCUUUACGACCUGCAACGCGAGCGCGUGGUUAUGGUGGACUGGUCUGAACUCGCCGUGUGGCAUCCCAUGACCGACAUUGGCCAGUUCAUGAUCAGCGAUGUCACCGUACCCGUGCGCCGUCAGCAUGAAAAGGCUUGGGUCCGCCACUACUGGGAGCAGCUGUGCGCCAACGGCGUCCAAGAUUAUACUUGGGAGCAAUGCUGGCAAGACUACCGCGAACGUUCCCUUGAGCGCUGGAUUCUCAUGCUGGUGCUCUUGGUUGGCAUGCCCCUUCCUCCAGUGGCAAAGCAGUACUUUCAUGAUCAGGUGGCCGCUUUUGCCCAGGAUCAUGCUGCAGAUGUGCAGUCUAUCCUUCUGGGCCCGACCAUCUCCAUCCUCUCCUCGGCCCUCGAGGGCUAG
This is a messenger RNA of Monosiga brevicollis MX1, 1278 nucleotides long. RefSeq lists its product as uncharacterized. Lineage: Eukaryota; Choanoflagellata; Craspedida; Salpingoecidae. Bases 1 to 1278 code for a protein of 425 amino acids. The record is from RefSeq and is a predicted model, not a curated record. The transcript has a single exon.